Desarmillaria tabescens is the source of this 749-nucleotide messenger RNA. RefSeq lists its product as uncharacterized. The transcript has 4 exons. NCBI's taxonomy places the organism in Eukaryota, Fungi, Basidiomycota, Agaricomycetes, Agaricales, Physalacriaceae. The coding region runs from base 308 to 706 and encodes 132 amino acids. The record is from RefSeq and is a predicted model, not a curated record.
GUAUUUUGCAAACUGUUUUUUUCCCCCUUUGUCAUAGCCAGCGCGCACGGUAUCAUCACGACGUAUUGCUGUCCUCAUAAUGCACUAUGGUUCCCAUCACUCAGUCGGGCCCAGGCAGUAUCGAAGCUGGCGGGCUUGGCAGACCUGACAUAGCAACCUGUCCUCGAAGGCAUUGCCCUUUGGGUAUAAAUACAACCUCUGAAGAUGCCGAGUAUCUCUUGUAGAACCUGGUGUUCGACCUCAUACUAGCUUUCUGACCGCGGGACGGUUCAGACUCAACUCUCCUUGUACUGAUCUUUUAUCUACCAUGCGUGUUCACAGGAUCUCUUUUGCAGUGAUUGCAUUGUAUACCUUGACUGCGAGUUCAGCACCAGCCACGACAAGUUGGGACGAGUCCGAGGAGUUAGAUGUUCGCGGCCUUUUCAGUUCCUCAAAAGGCAAGGAUACUGGUAAAUCAUCCACAUCGGGGUCAUCCUCGUCCAAUGGACAGUGUCAAAAAACCACUACUAGAGGAAUUGACUUUGACGUAGACAUUAUCAAGCGUCUAUUUGGCUCUAGUAAACCGACGAUCUGUGGUGUGACUGCGGCACCGACUCAACAAAGCUGCAAAAGCUUUAGUGCUGAUGAAACGUCAAAUGGCGAGCAAACAAGUACCUCCGGAGGCCACACAUCCAAUCAGAGAAGGGUAAAGUCGGCUCGCGGUUAAGGGCUAAUUUCAGUCCUGAAAGUUUUUAAUAGCUUUUCGGCUC